CGCGCCCACGAACAUUCGUCAUGGCUGAUCAACCCCUCGAGUUUGUGGAGCGCGAUGAGGCGCCCCGCCGCAAGGGUGCCUUCAAGCGCCGUAAGGUUCACGAGAUCAACCGUCACAAAUUUGUCGCCCGCUUCUUCCGUCAGCCCACCUACUGCUCCCAUUGCAAAGGGUUUUGCUGGGGUCUGGGCAAACAAGGCUAUGAAUGCCUCAACUGUCGCAUGGCCGUGCACAAAAAGUGCCAUGCCCUUGUCAUCAGCCCCUGCCCCGGCGCGGAGAUGCAAAUGGAGAGCAUUCGCCGCACCAACGAGGAAAUGCAAUUGCGAUUCAACGUUAACGUCCCACACCGCUUCAAGGUCAAGACGUACAAGAGUCCCACGUUUUGUGAUCACUGCGGCAGCUUGCUCUGGGGCCUGUACAACCAGGGCAUGCAAUGCGUUUCCUGCAAGACCAACGUCCACAAGCGCUGCGCCCCCCACACGCCUCAUUUGUGCGGCCUGGACCACAUGCGUCUGGCAGCCGAGCUCAUGAAGAUUGAUCUGACAGCCGACAAGAUGCGCAACUCGCAACGCUCGGAGGACGAAAGCGAGGAUGGCAGCGAGGCCUCAUCCAAAAGCAAGGCCGAGCUCCGCGCUGAAGCCAAGGCCCUGCGCAAAGCAGACAAAGAGCGCAAGCGCGAGGAGAAGAAGGCUUCCAGUUCUGCUCACAGCAACGACGACCUGUCACCUGAUGCCUUCAAGUUUCUCAAGGUCCUGGGCAAGGGCUCUUUCGGCAAGGUCAUGCUGGCUGAGCACAAGAAGACGAAACAAAUUUUUGCCGUCAAACUUUUGAAGAAGGACGUCCUGGUGGAGGAUGACGACGUGGAGUGUGCCAUCUCUGAGAAACGUGUCCUCACAUUUACCGGGCAGCACCCCUUUCUGACCCGCAUGUAUUGCUGCUUUCAAACCCCCGGCCACCUCUUUUACGUUAUGGAGUACAUUGCCGGCGGUGACUUGCUCUUCCAAAUUCAGCACGCUCGACGAUUCAAGGAGGAACGUGCUCGCUUUUAUGCUGCCGAAAUUGCUCUUGGCCUCCUCUUCCUGCACAGGCGGAACAUUGCUUACCGCGACCUCAAGCUCGACAACGUCAUGCUUGACGCCGAGGGCCACAUCAAGAUUGCCGACUUUGGAAUGUGCAAAGACACGGCCGAUGAGCCCGCCCGCACUUUUUGCGGCACGCUCGACUACAUUGCCCCCGAGAUUAUCAAGGAGGUGCCCUACGACUACAAGGUUGAUUGGUGGGCGCUGGGUGUCUUGUUGUACGAGAUGCUGGCCGGUCAGCCCCCCUUUGACGGUGCCAGCGAGGACGACCUCUUCAUGGCCAUCCUCCACAACGAGGUUCUCUUCCCCGUCUGGCUCUCGAAGGACGCCGUGUCCAUCAUUCGAGGGUUCUUGACCAAGGACCGCGAUCAGCGCCUGGGCUGCGGCCCGAAUGGUGAAGCCGACAUCAAGGCUCACUCCUUCUUCCGUGGUAUUGACUGGGUCAAACUCGAGAAGAAGGAAAUCGAGCCCCCCUUCAAGCCCAAGAUCAAGGGUGAUCGUGCGGUUGACAACUUUGACCAAGAAUUUCUUCGAGAAAAGCCCGUGGUUACACCCCCGGACCCCAACCGGGUCAAGCACAUCCCUCAGGAUGAGUUUGCCAACUUUACAUUUAUCGAGCCUGGCUUU
Messenger RNA from Monosiga brevicollis MX1, 1703 nucleotides. RefSeq lists its product as uncharacterized. The transcript is spliced from 8 exons. Lineage: Eukaryota; Choanoflagellata; Craspedida; Salpingoecidae. Gene Ontology annotation, molecular function: ATP binding; diacylglycerol-dependent serine/threonine kinase activity. Gene Ontology annotation, biological process: protein phosphorylation. The record is from RefSeq and is a predicted model, not a curated record. The annotation marks the transcript as partial.